CUUGCGCACGUGUUGAGUUGAGCGCCUUCAGCUUCGCUCGUAAACAAAUUGUUAAAAGCUGAAAAACAAAGCAAUUUUAAAUAAAAGCAGCAUGCCGCCAGACAUCGAGAUCAUCGUGAGCACUUACAAUGAGUUCCUGCUGGGCUAUCAAGUCACGGCGCCGGAAGAGGAGGGCGAAAAGUCCAACAAACUCAAACUGAAGCAAACAUUUGCGGACAAAUCGCACGCCGGCUCAAUAAAAUCCUUGGCUGUUCAGGGUCCCUGGGUGGCCACCGGCGGAAUCGAUGAUCGCAUCUUUAUCUACGACAUGCGCAUCCGAAAGCAGUCCCAGAUCCUGCUCUCGCACUCUGGCACAGUGAACUCGCUGACCUUUUCCCCGGACCUAACGCACUUGCUCUCGGGCAGCGCCGAUGGCCAUAUGAUUGCCACACGGUUGGGCAGUUGGACCACCGAGGGCGACUGGCGCAAGGCCCAUGCCGGCCAGCCAGUCACCCACAUCAGCUGCCAUCCCAGCAGCAAGCUGGCCCUAUCCCUGGGCGGUGAUCAGGUACUCAAUACCUGGAAUCUGGUGAAGGGCCGAGUGGCCUACAAGACGAACCUGAAGAGCAAGAAAACACUGGGCAGUGCGCCGGAGUGCCUGUCGUGGUCCACGAGCGGUGAUCACUUUACAAUAAGCGGUCCACUUCUGCUGGAGAUUUGGGACAUCAAGAACGCCAAUGUGGUUAGGCGCGCGAAGACGCCGGGCAAGCCCGUCUGCGUCAGUUGGCUGGAUGCCAAGGAGUGCCUGACUGGCCUGGAGAACGGCAGCAUUGCCUGGAUUUCACUGGAGGACGGGGAGGACGGUAUAGAGGCAGCGCCAAAAAUCAUUCCUGCUCACGAGUCGCGGGUGAAGGCCAUGGCCUAUUUGAACGAAACACUGGCCACCGUCUCCAGCUCUGGUGAGAUCAAACUCUGGCGUUGUUGUCUCGAAAAACGAGAACUGGAGGAGCUGGCUAGCACCAACAUCGAUUGUCGUCCCACGGGCCUGGGUCUGCUGGAUCUCGGUCAGUUCGGCAAUGCCCGUCCCGAGGUGGAGCGCGUCAGUGUGUUGGACAAACCGGCGGUUAAAGCGCAGACCAGUCAGUCCGCGAAGGUACCGGCACCGCGGGGCUUCGUGACCAUUGAAUAUGAGCAGGACGAAAAGACGGAAGUUGAAACGGAACCUAAGAAAAACACAAAAAAGAAGCAGCCCAAGAAGGCGGUACCAAAACCGGAGGAAGAGGAAUCCAGUGAAGACAGCAAUUCGGAUGAGGAGGACGACAGCGAGGAGCUCUCAGACAGCGACAGUGACGCCUCCAGUGACGCUGGUGAACGGCGAAGGAAGCCUACCAAGAGGAAACAGCCGCCAGCCACACCACCCUCCCAGCGCAAGGGCAAGCAGCAGAGAAAGAAAUAAUGACUUGAAUUAGUUAAUUGUUUGACUUUACGAUAAUAUGACUGUCAAUAAAGUUGAGUUAAUCAUA
Messenger RNA from Drosophila serrata, 1502 nucleotides. Its product is annotated as p21-activated protein kinase-interacting protein 1-like. Gene Ontology annotation, molecular function: protein binding. Lineage: Eukaryota; Metazoa; Arthropoda; Insecta; Diptera; Drosophilidae. The record is from RefSeq and is a predicted model, not a curated record.